AUGGCGGCGCGAGGUGAAUGUACUUCGUCGUUAAUCUCAAUAAAAGAGUUCAAAUUACAGUUUCAAGAACUUGAUCUCGAAGAGAUGGCGGGAGAGAUGAACGUGUCCGUGGAGAUAAUGACAGACUUGACUGAAGUGUGUAGGUAAGAUUAAUCAUUAGGAAUUUUAAGAGGCUGUUUCUAAAUGUAAAAAAAGCAAUGAAGAAUUGUUUCAAAAGUGAAUCAGAAUUAUUAUUCAAUUCAGACAGUUAACUUGAUAACAUCUAGCCCUAAAAAAAAGAAAAUAUAUUUCUACAGCGUAGCUUAAAAGGGAUAAGCUGUGCGAUCUCAGGCAACUUUUUUAUGCCCCAUUUCCAUGUAUUUCCAUAAGGCUUGACCUCCAGCGAGUCUCUAGGCUUGAUCUCCAGCUGUGACGCCCUGCCAGGGUAAAAUUCCGACAAGCGACAUGGCCUUGAGACAAUGACAUUGACAAAGACACAAAGAUGGCUUGAAACUGCGACAGUGACAGAGAAAAAUGCAAAUACAGUAGUAAAAUACCGACGGUGACAUGGCUUCCUCCUCAAUAUGCCAGGUCAAUAUGUUCCAGGGUCGUUGUUUAAAUUGACUGAUAAAAGCCCAAAUAGUGCUACCACCCUUGAGGUUUGGAGAAUCCCAGGUGCUUUGAUAGUGCUGGAUUCGUGGUGGGUGGGGGCAGGGGGGGGGGAAGUUCCAGGGGGUAAACUACCCUUAAUGUGUCCAUCAGGUUAAUGCAAGUUUAUAAAAUUCAGUGAAUGAAUACGUUGAAAUUGAAUACAAAUUAUUCUCCAUGAAAGGUUCUUUGUUCACCAGAGAUGACAUGUACUGAUCUAUAAUGGUGGAAAAUGAUUAGCUGUACGGCAGUAGAAAAAGUUUUAGUGGUGCACAAGUUUGGAUUCCUCCAGUAAAAAACUAUAAGAACUGCCCCUGUUUAAGAUCUCUGUUGUGCCCAUGCAGUGGCAUUUUCACAGACCAGUUUAUUUUUAGAUCGAUUCUCCCACAAAUUUUGCCUACCAAAUAAUUCUUUCUUUGUUCAAGUUAUCUAAUUUUCUUCCUCCUAUUCUUCUUUAUUUUAAAACAAUCUGCCUUAUAUUGUGCACGAUGUAUUCAAUAAUGUAACACCUCCAAAGGUUUCCAACUUAUUUACGUAUUCUUCAAAAAUACAUCAUCGCAUCAUAAAACACGAUUUUCUGUGGCUGGCAAUUUCUACCUUGAGCACUCGAGAACAGACCAUAUGAAGAACUCCUUUUCAAGAAUUGGUGCAAAGACAUGGAAUAGAUAUGGAAUAGCAUUCCCAACAGUGAUCAUGCUCUACCUAAAUAUAUAUUUAAGAAUACCCUACCGAGUUGGCUACUGGACAUUUUAUGUUGACGUGCCUACUUUAAUUGACAUAUUUAGUAAAUAUUAAAUUUCCAGGUUAAUUUCAUUCAUACAUUGUUUUAUGUACCUAUUUUGAAAUGUGUAUGUACUCACUGUCUUGUUAAUAUAAUAUGGUAAUGUUCCUGUAUCUGUCUUCUUUAUUGUUAUGCUUGAAGUUCUCCCUGUUACUGUCAUUUUUUUUACUUUUCCUUCCUGCCUCGACUAGCUAGGCUAUUUUGGGGGCAAGGAUCAAUGGUUAUGAUAUGUAUCCAAAGUGUUUUAAUAAACUUGAACUUCAACUUGAACCUCUUACAAAUCAGGCAGCAAAAACUGGAGGCCAGGAAACAGCAUUUCUGAUGGUUUCCUGGCAUCCCCUUUUUUGUUAUUUAUUGUACUGUGGAUAUGUACACAUACAGGACAGUGCUUAGAACUAUUUUUGUGGGAAAAAGGUCUCCAAAAUGAUGUUGAAAAUAACUGAUCUGUGUACAUGCUGUUGCUUGGUCUAAGUAUGGUAGUUGCAUGCACCAGCUUAUGAGAUCCUGCUGACAUUCAAGCCAGCUAAACUCUUUUCAGUUUGAUGCACCAGUCAAAAGCAGUUUUUUUUAUGCAGCUAUAUAUACACCUGGAGACUGCGCCCAGACCUUUUCCUGUUCAGCUCUCUCUCCCCUUCCCUCCCUUCAAUCCAAUUUUGGAGCAGUAUUAGCAUUUUUUUACUGGUAAAUUAAUACCAUAGAAAAUUGUUGACAGUCAUUGUCCAUGUUGUCAACAGGCUUACUAGUAUCUGUGUAGCUUUCUGGGCUCCUUCAUCUCUGGGUCACACUUCAGUCUUCUUAGUUUUCCAUUCAAACUGGACACACUGCAACCUUGAUAUAUAAUGAAGGACCCUGGUUAAAUCUAUAUAUUACAAUGAAGGACCAAGGGUCUGGCAAAAUUUGUUCUCCACAUUGAGGUUUGCUAUUACCAAGGACUUCAUUAUAGUUACAGUGGUUCAUUAUAUCAAGUUUCCACUGUUGUAGUUCAAUCUAGCAUUCUUUUAAAGCUAUCAGUCUCAUAAUAAGGUACAUGUAUGUUUCAUAUACUCACUCUUUUAUUUUUCCUUCCUUUUUUUCUUCCCUUUUCUCCUUUUAUUUGGACAAGUCCAAGCAACUUAAAGGUAUUUACCAGUAAUGUCAAGGCUGUAUCACUAAGGGCCAGAGACCAGGGAUUUCCCUUGCCUACCACAAGCAUGAGCCCAGACUACUUCUAUGGGAGACAAAGGGAAAAAAAAGCAAAAGGACUUUCUUACAGUUUAAUUCCCUGCCUACUAAUCGCACCAACCUGGCAACUUGAAAUCUUAGUGACAGGCCUGAACGAUAAUGUCUGUAUUUUUAAUAGAAUCAUGUAAUUUGAUCUGAUGUCUGUUUUUCAACUAGUGAAUGAUGGAGAAGGGAUUUACACAUUGAUUACAUUUUAAUAAUAAUUUUAUGCCUGGACAAGCUAAAAGUUUAGAAUUUUUAAAAAUAAUGUAAUCCCAGAUUAAGUUUGGGGAUAUUUGUUCGUCUUUUUUUUUCUUUUGUCUCAUUAUUUUCUAUGCUGGUCCCUAUCCCAGAGCUUUGUUAGGUUUUGCAAGACAAGUAUUUCCUUUUUCACAAGCAAAAAGAUGGCAAUAUGACAGUUUGGAAGGAGAAUCUUUAAGUUUAUCAGAGGUUACCUGUGGCUUUUAUCUGGGCACCUCUUCAAUUCAUUCGCACAUCGUGACUGUUGUUUUUUUAAUCAAAAUAUGAUAGGUAAAGCUGCAUUUUCUUUACCCUCAAUAAGGGGAAAGUAAUGAAUUAAAAUCCAUUUGUCAUGAUUUCAUCAAUAAAGUGAACAGAAUUUGCCUGUAAGUAACUUUAAAUGCACUAAUUUAUUGAGUGAUAUUUUCUGUUUUCUAGUGUGCUGCUGAGCCAGAAAGUCUAGAAUCUAUUGACAUCUUUAAAGACCAGAUUCCUGAAGGAGUUGAACUUCAUUCACUGAGGCAAGACAUACUUCACUAUGGAUAAACCAAUUUUUUGUCCUCCUUGUUUGUAUAAAAUAUCAAAUGUGGGAUCCUUACAAGGCUGUGAAGUGCAUCUAGCUAUUUUUGCACCAUUUUUUUGCUUAAAGAAUGUAAAAGGAUAUUGCCUUUAAUAAAUUUGCCGAUUACUUUGUGACUUUACAGGUUGCUUAAAGAGAGGAAAGGAAAACUCACCUCACACAAGAAAGAAGUGAAUUAUAUAGUAAAAGUAUGUUUAUUUUUAACUGACAUAUUAAAGUUGAUUAUCAGGUUUACGACUGUGUGUUUGUAACUGUCACUGAUAGAAGCGUACCUGUAUGCAGCAUGAAAUCGUUAUACAUGCAAUGUUUUACACUGAGCAAGAUAUGAUGGCACCAAACAUAAGCAAACUGAAAGGAUAAGGUCAUUAUUUUUCUGAAAUGCACAAUGAUCAAUGAUCAAUUAAGCCAUUUUCCUGCUUAUAUGAAGAAUAUGUUUUCACUCCAGUCCUCUUCCUAUGAUCUUCAUGGCAACUACAUUCUUUCACUAAGUAAACCUAAAACAACUACCUUUGGUCUUAGCUCCUUUUCUUACUUUUCAGCUAAGCAGUGGAAUGCACUGCCGGACUUUUUUCGUACCAGUUUUUUUGCAGACUUUAAGACCAAAAUACAGGAUGUUACCUUCAUGUAGAUUCUUUUUGCCUGACAUACUUAAACUUAAAGUUGUGAAUUGUAAAUAAUAUUUUCUUUUCUUUUCUCUCUUAUUUUUAUGUGCUUAUUAUUAUUAAUAUUAUUUUAUUAUUAUUACUUAUAAUGCAUUUAAUGUAUACAUAUAUUUCUAUAUUAUUUUCAUGUAGUGUCAGAUCAAAGAUAUUAGCUUGUUAGCUACUUGAAAAUUCGAGUAUAAAUAAAGUUUUAUGUUAUGUAUGUAAAAAGCACUAUGUAGGGGGCAACCAAAAAUAGGCGAAGCAACCACCAUGGGACUUAAUGGGAUGUAAAGCUUUGACUGUGACUAAGGAACUUAUGAUUAUAACAUGUCUAAAUUAUAUACAGGAAGUAGCACCAACAAAGGAGCCCUUAGCAUUUCAAGAGGUUAAAACAGAUGAAGUGAUCUUGUCAGUUGCUAUUUAUCAUCCAAGAAAGGUAAGUAUGUUAAUCACUCUGUAAGGCUUUUUAUCAUAUGGCUGAAUUUGAGAGCGAGUGGGCAAGAUGAAGUGAAUCCUGCACUCUGAUUGGCUACCCAAGCGGGCAAGCUGUGCCCAUCGUGCUCACUCGGGAAUUCCGGCCUUGGUCCCAGGACAUCAAGUAAAGAGAUAAAAGCAUGUUACUAAUUAAAUGUUAAUUUUGUUUCACAUUAAUUAUUUUGUUGUUGGUAUUGGUGCUGCUGUUGUUGUUGUUUUCAAAAUGGUUAAUAAUUUUUUCUGAUAUAAUUUUUUUUCUCAUCCUUGACCAGCAAAACAAGGUUCAAGAAUUUCUCGUGUUAGGCAGUCAGGUAAAAGCUUUGUAUUACUUUGAUUGAAAGACUCUUCAUCAUAUCUACAUUUAUUUGUCCAAGCCUUAAAAAUUGCAGAUUUAUUGUUUUAUUUUUUAUAUAUUUAUUUUCUCUGGAAUGCAGGCCAUUUUCAAGUUGCUCUGAACCUGUGUCAUAGUAAAGUAAGUGCAAAGCCUUUGAUAAGAACAAGUAAAUUCAAGUUCAUGAGAAAGGUUUUGCAUUUAGCCUUAUUUUGAAAGGGGGGUUAGGGAAUUUGAUGAAGGCCUACUUACUGUUUUAAAAAAGAGGGGCGAUCAUUAAUUGCUUAUUAAUAACAACUGAAAAAAAUCCUGAUUUUAAAUUUAAUCUACAUGUAAUCUACAUCCAAUUGUUUUAAUUCUGUUGCCAGUGCCUUACAGAAUUGCGUGACAAGAUUUUCUGUACAGCUGAUGGAAUGAUACUUGGAGAUCAUAGCGAAAAUCCCGAUGCCCUUUCACAGCCAACAGCUAAGGUGUGUAUGUUACAAUCAUCAGGUGACACCCUAAUGGCAUGUAGGUGAUGGCAUCGGCCACAGGCCAAGUGCACACGGCCCACUCUGUUAUAGAGUUUUCAGAGCUGGGGAUUGGGGUAGGGGAACACAACAUGAAUGUGCUGACUUUUACUGUCCGUAACUUACAAGUGGUACAACAAAAACUGGCUUUUCCUUGUUGCAAGAAACUGUUAACCUUUAUGGUCGUGACGUAAAAAAUAUGAAAACAAAGAAGUCAGCCCAACAGAACCUAGGAAAACCAAAGAUGCAAAACAAAGAAAAAGUUCACAGGUCCUUAGUCUUAUACCGAGGUAAACCCUAAAAAAUCGCCAAAUUUCAUCACUUUCCUUGUAAUCUAUCAAAAAAUAUUAAUUUCCCCAUGUGAACGAUUUACUAGUACCUAUUGUGAUUGAGAGGGAAAAUAAUAUCUAAAGCUUAUUGAAGCAUUUUCUCUUCCAGCUUAAUUUCUCAGAAUAAAAUUCGGUGCAUGUUACUUUUGGUUGAGUCAUUGUUGACUCCAUGAGUGCACGCUCAGAAGUAAUCCCCAUAUAAAUCGAACACUUGUUCAUAGGCUACCGUAAAAUUCCAUGUAUAAGCCCCUCCAAAUAUAAGCCCCCCCGGGGGUUGUACUUGGAAAAUUGCCCUCAAAUACAAAGUAAAACAAAGCAAAAACGGUAAAUUUCCUUCGAACUAUAAAGCUAGCCCAAUCGAUUUUGAAACGCAAAUUUCCCUCCGUAUAUAAGCCCCUCCGAAUAUAAGCCCCUCCAAAAAUAAGCCCCUCAAAAACGGCCUUCGAAAAAUAUAAGCCCCAGGGCUUAUUUUCGGAAUUUUACGGUAUUUCCCUCAUAAUUAUACAGGUUUAUCUCCCCUGCGCGCAGAGAUAUCUCAAGGCAAGCCAUAAAGAAGAGGAAAGAGCGAGAGAGACCUCUGCCAACCCCUGGUGCGUUUUUUAUCACGCAUGUGCUGGCAUUUCCUUAACAACUACUAAGGUUUUAGUCACGUGGGACAAAACUGAGCAACCCGGUUUGCACGAUAACAAGUGUGGGCUCAGAAAUUCCAGCAUGAAGUCUCAACAGGCUACGCGUAUUUCAAAUUAAACGAAACCGAUCUUGAAAAGUGGUAAGUUUCGAAAAUGUGAUUGCGUCUUUAUGAAAGCACGCCUCGGGGGCCGGCAGAUGUCUCUUUUUUUUUCCAUCAUUUUCUCUCGCCGUGAGAGACCUCUGUUAGGAGGGAAAGGUUUACAAAGUUUUCAUCAAAGACCUUAUUUCUCGUUGCUUGGUAAAAACAUUGCAGGAAAAUUUCAAAUCUGGAUUCUUCUUCAUUGAGGGGGUAUUCUAUAAUGAUAGAAGAGAUCCAUUGUCAAGGGAUUACAGCAAGUAAGUAAGUUAAGUCGUGAUACUUGUGUCGUUAACCUAACAUCGCCUUGUUUUUACACUGCAUGUGAUAAUGCUAUCCGUGAUUUUCUCCAAAAUAAAGUUAAGGACGUUUUUAUUUCACUCUAUAAGAGUUAUUAGAGACUGGGCAAAAGACCCUCAGAGAAGAAAGUGUCCGGGACUUGGAUUAUUCACUAGUAAACGAAUGGAAGAUAUGGUGUUUGAAGACCUGAAGAUCAGGCUGGGUUAUCCAUAUUUAUACUGCCAUCAAGGAAAUUGUGAACAUCUUAUUAUUUUUACUGAUUUGAGGUAAGUUUUAUCAAAGACAUUUAAACAUUUUCCCUUUACGAGAACGUACACAAACGUCUAUAUAGGACUUUUAAAUCCUUUGUAGCCUGAAAAAGUGUGUAAGUAAAACAAGAAAAUUGGAUGUUAUGAAUUUUUGAGGUGACUCUUUUUUUCAGAAAAUUCCAAUUUCCUAGAGUUACUAGUUGCUCCUCUAAACUCAGACUCUGUCCGUCCAGUUAAAUCUCCUAUUCUCUCUCUAUUUUCUCACGGGAAUACAAAUGACCGCUCAUUGUCAUGCGCAUUCUGUUCAAUUCCGAUUGUUCGUUAAUCUUUUUUUGUGGUUUUGCCCUUUCGAUAUUCCAUCGUUUGCUCACUCGCUUGCGCGUACGUUAGUCAGUUCCUUUUAAGGUAAGGUAAGACAGGCAACAAAAAACGUGCAACUUGUUUUGCCACAUUGCUGCAAAACGAGUUGGAAAGCUACGUAAUGUUGCCCGUUUUACCACCCUUGAAUGAAACCUGAUUUGUCGCGAGACAGGUUUGAACGUGGGUGGUUAAACGCGCAACAUCGCUUUUCAACUCGUUUUGUAAUGAUGUUACAAAACAAGUUGCACGAUUAUUUGCCCGUUUAACUGUAUCUUAGAUCUUUCACUGGCCAUGGCCCUUUUUUGAUUAUUAGACCAGGGGUCCAGUUAUUUUUCUCAGUGGCAGAUGCUAGUAGAACGAGAGUAAUACGCGGACUCGCUUAAAAAUUGGCGCGCGCGAGGAGAAAGGGCACUAAGGCAACCGAUGAGUGGCAUCUUGUUUCAUCUUCGAUUUUUGUCUUCAGGCUGUUGGAUGUAGAUGACGAACGAAACAGAAAUGAAUACCCACUGCAGGUAUUUAAACACCGUGGAAAAAGGCUGAGAUGCCGAGUUUGUGAUGUCUAUACUGCAAGGUACUUGUUUAAA
Messenger RNA from Porites evermanni, 7973 nucleotides. The record is from the annotation of a GenBank genome assembly. NCBI's taxonomy places the organism in Eukaryota, Metazoa, Cnidaria, Anthozoa, Scleractinia, Poritidae.